AAAUAAGAUUUGCAAACAAGAAUUGACUUUUUUUUAAAAUCGCAACUCCCCAUCGUCGCGAAAACGUUUUGUUCGAGAGGGGGAGAAAGAGAAAGAAGCUCGACGACCAAACUUCCGAAGACUUGAGAGAAAAAAAAAGAAGAUAAUUAAUCCUCUGUAAUCUCGUAUCCAAAGCUCUUCGAUCAACAAUCCCUUACUCCUCCUACCUCUUUCGUGUUCCUCAUCAAGAAUAAAAUCGUUUUUUUUAAUUAUUUUGGGUUUAUGCGUUUGAACAAAAAAAGAUUUUGACUUUUUUUGAAAUAGCGUAGUAAUGAAGCACAUUCUGGGUUGAUUCCUUUUGAGUAGAAGACAUUUGAUUUUGUCAAAGCUAUUAUUUACCUUCUUUGUUUUUCUUUUUUUUUUUAAAAGAAGAAAUUCCUUCUUUUUUUUUUUUUUCCUUUAACUCCUUUCUCUAUCCUAUUCUGUAAAGAUUCUUAGAUUCUCCUCCAAAGUUUGAAGCUAAAGGGGUGUCUUUUUUAGAUUCCCCUUGUUGGCUGGCUGCAGUUUCGUGAUUCGAUCGUUUCGUGUAUCCUCAAAUAGCGGAGAAGUAAUCGUGUUUUUAGAUUCUUUUUGGGGGGGUUUCGUAGAAGCAAGCAUACUGAGAUCUUUAUCUCCUCCAGGAUUUUCUCGAGGUAAGUAAGACGUGAUUUUAAAGAAGAUCUAUAGCUCAAAUUACUUUAUAGUUCCAUGCUGAAUUGGUAAUUUGUCUGGAGAUUGCGUGAACUCGUUGCCCUAAUUUGGUUUCAGAGAUCCUACAGAAGUUUAAGCUGCAUUGAACUAUGAGCAGAUAAGAGUUAUUAGGAAGACUAUGGGUUGGUUUAACAAGAUCUUCAAAGGCUCUACCCAAAGGUUCCGGCUUGGGAAUGACCAUGACCACAAUGGCUAUUACCAGAGUUAUCCACAUGAUGAGCCUAGUGCUGAUACUGAUCCUGAUCCUGAUCCUGAUGAAACUCAUACUCAGGAACCAUCUACCUCUGAGGAGGAUACAUCCGGCCAGGAGAAUGACGACAUUGACCGUGCUAUCGCAUUGUCUCUUAUAGAAAACAGUCAAGGACAUACUAACACAGGCGCCGUGAACGCAGGGAAGUACGCAAUGGUGGAUGAAGAUGAGCAGCUUGCUAGAGCCAUACAAGAGAGCAUGGUAGUUGGGAAUACACCGCGUCAGAAGCAUGGAAGCAGUUAUGAUAUUGGGAACGCAUAUGGUGCUGGAGACGUAUACGGGAAUGGACAUAUGCAUGGAGGUGGAAAUGUUUAUGCCAAUGGAGACAUUUAUUAUCCAAGACCUACUGCUUUUCCUAUGGAUUUCAGGAUUUGUGCUGGCUGCAAUAUGGAGAUUGGGCAUGGAAGAUAUCUGAAUUGCUUGAAUGCACUGUGGCAUCCGGAAUGUUUUCGAUGCUAUGGCUGUAGGCACCCCAUUUCUGAGUACGAGUUCUCAACAUCUGGGAACUACCCUUUCCACAAAGCUUGUUAUAGGGAGAGAUACCAUCCAAAAUGUGAUGUCUGCAGCCUCUUUAUUCCAACAAACCAUGCUGGUCUUAUUGAAUAUAGGGCACAUCCUUUUUGGGUCCAGAAGUACUGCCCUUCUCACGAACACGAUGCUACCCCAAGAUGUUGCAGUUGCGAAAGAAUGGAGCCACGGAAUACAGGAUAUGUUGAACUUAACGAUGGACGGAAACUUUGCCUGGAGUGUCUGGACUCAGCAGUCAUGGACACUUUUCAAUGCCAACCUCUGUAUCUGCAGAUACAAGAAUUCUAUGAAGGGCUUUUCAUGAAGGUAGAGCAGGACGUUCCACUUCUUUUAGUUGAGAGGCAAGCACUCAACGAAGCCAGAGAAGGUGAAAAGAAUGGUCACUAUCACAUGCCAGAGACGAGAGGACUCUGCCUUUCAGAAGAACAAACUGUUAGCACUGUGAGAAAGAGAUCGAAGCAUGGCACAGGAAACUGGGCUGGGAAUAUGAUUACAGAGCCUUACAAGUUAACACGUCAAUGCGAGGUUACUGCCAUUCUCAUCUUGUUUGGGCUCCCUAGGCUACUCACCGGUUCGAUUCUAGCUCAUGAGAUGAUGCACGCGUGGAUGCGGCUCAAAGGAUUCCGGACGCUGAGCCAAGACGUUGAAGAAGGAAUAUGUCAAGUAAUGGCUCAUAAGUGGUUGGAAGCAGAGUUAGCUGCUGGUUCAAGAAACAGCAAUGUUGCAUCAUCAUCAUCUUCUUCUUCUGGAGGAUUGAAGAAGGGACCAAGAUCGCAAUACGAGAGGAAGCUUGGUGAGUUUUUCAAGCACCAAAUCGAGUCUGAUGCUUCUCCGGUUUAUGGAGACGGGUUCAGGGCUGGGAGGUUAGCGGUUAACAAGUAUGGUUUGCCGAAAACACUUGAGCAUAUACAUAUGACCGGUAGAUUCCCGGUUUAAGAACUCAAUAGUCUUUUGCUUUUCGAUUGUGGUACCCUUUUUUAUUUAUAGGAUCAUCAUAAUUCUUAUGUGAUUGAAUUAUAUAGUUGUAAUCAUUCCAUGAUUCUUUUGUAUUUCUAUUAUCAGAUUCAGAGAUGGUCCAACCUAAA
Brassica napus (rape) is the source of this 2592-nucleotide messenger RNA. RefSeq names its product protein DA1. NCBI's taxonomy places the organism in Eukaryota, Viridiplantae, Streptophyta, Magnoliopsida, Brassicales, Brassicaceae. The coding region runs from base 848 to 2443 and encodes 531 amino acids. Gene Ontology annotation, molecular function: ubiquitin binding. The transcript is spliced from 10 exons. The record is from RefSeq and is a predicted model, not a curated record.